AUGCUCAGGGCAGGACUCCUAUACACGUGGCAUGCCAAGACGGGCGCAUUGAACGUGGACUUUCUUUUAUCGAACGGCGCCAGCGUCAACGAGACCGCCACCGAGGCGCAAUGGACGCCGCUUCACUGCGUCACGUGCGGGAGUGCACCUCCACGCUGCGAAGACGUGAAUCCACGGCUUGAAAUCGCGAAAGUACUUCUCAAUUAUGGAGCAUAUCUUCAAGCAACUGUCUUGGAUGGUCGAAUAGCACUUCAUUGUGCGGCGCAGAAUGGUUAUGUUGAGAUCGUGCGGUCCUUGAUUGAGCAAGGCGCAGACGUUUGCGCUGCAACAACAGGCGGAGAAAAGAUCCUGCAUUCAAUAUGCUCGAUCGGAAACUGCCCCCAGAUUCCUGAGCGGAUAUCAACCCCAGAGAUGCUUCUUGACCGUGGUGCCAAUGUAGACGCCGGAAACGAAACGGGGCAACACCAUUGUAUCUUAGGCUUGAUGGCUGGAAGCGCAAACCUCUUCACUCUGCUUGUGCAGUAG
Messenger RNA from Cucurbitaria berberidis CBS 394.84, 525 nucleotides. RefSeq names its product ankyrin. The record is from RefSeq and is a predicted model, not a curated record. Gene Ontology annotation, molecular function: protein binding. Lineage: Eukaryota; Fungi; Ascomycota; Dothideomycetes; Pleosporales; Cucurbitariaceae. The transcript has a single exon. The coding region runs from base 1 to 525 and encodes 174 amino acids.